Anoplopoma fimbria (sablefish) is the source of this 1443-nucleotide messenger RNA. It is a transcript of the gene trappc6b, whose product is annotated as trafficking protein particle complex subunit 6B. The transcript is spliced from 6 exons. Gene Ontology annotation, biological process: endoplasmic reticulum to Golgi vesicle-mediated transport; regulation of GTPase activity. The coding region runs from base 187 to 663 and encodes 158 amino acids. NCBI's taxonomy places the organism in Eukaryota, Metazoa, Chordata, Actinopteri, Perciformes, Anoplopomatidae. The record is from RefSeq and is a predicted model, not a curated record. Gene Ontology annotation, cellular component: trans-Golgi network; TRAPP complex; cis-Golgi network.
UGAACCAGAACAACAAGGAAGCAGCAGAAAGCGUUGGUGGAGUGUUUUAGUGUAACGUUAUUGAAUACGGUUCCCUGUUCACAGGUGUGUCUUUGUUCCUCAGCUGUCGGGCCAGCGGACGUCAUGAGACCGGCCCCAGUGUGAGAGACACCGAUAGACCGAACCGCAGCGUGUAGAGGAAGAAGAAUGGCAGACGAAGCUCCUUUCCAGUUUUUACAUAACGAAGUCAUUCAGUACAUUUACAAGUCAGCUGAGAGCGGAGAGACGGAGAAUGGACGAAAUAUCGCCAAGCUGGAGAAUAUGGGAUUCAGAGUGGGCCAAGGGCUGAUAGAGAGACUAACAAAAGACUCAGCGCGGUUCAAAGAUGAGCUGGACAUCAUGAAGUUUGUAUGCAAAGACUUCUGGACCUGCGUGUUCAAGAAGCAAAUCGACAACCUUCGAACCAACCAUCAGGGCAUCUAUGUUCUCCAGGACAACAAGUUCCGAUUACUGAGUCAGCUGUCAGCGGGGAAGCAGUACCUGGAACACGCCCCAAAGUAUCUGGCCUUCACCUGUGGUCUGGUGAGAGGAGCUCUGUCCAACCUGGGAGUGAAGAGUAUUGUGACCGCUGAGGUGUCCAUAAUGCCUGCUUGUAAAUUCCAGAUCAUGAUCCAGAAAAUGUGAUGAGGCCACACUCACUCUGCAGUGAGUCAUACAUCCUUGAGUUGCUGCCAUUAAAGGGAAAUGCCCUUCAAUGCAUCUUCAUCAGUGAGAUAAACAUCACUCUGCACUUUAGUUUGUCCUGACUUCCAACAACCAGAGCUCCAUGUUAUUUGUAUGUUAAGAGAAAGUGCUUCCCCCAAACCUCUAACAAAAGGUGUCAUGACGAGUCCACACACAGCAGUUUGAAUUGAUACACAGUACACUGUCAAUCUUUUCUAAAAUAUGAUAUCAGUGUAUUUAAUAAUAAGUUUUGGAUUUAUAAUUUGAAAAAAACAAACAUGUGUUAUGUCCUGGCUCUACUUGUUAGCUCUAGUUGGAGCUGUAGAGCCUCUCAUAAACCAAUUUGAUGUUUAAGCAAUUCAUAAAGAAAUAACAAUAAUAAAACAAAAUAACAUUAUAUAGCCAAAAAGAAUAAAUAAAAAUGACAACACGAGUCCAUGUCUACAAUUCAACGUCAAGCAAACCAACUUGGAGUUAGAGAAAGUGUGGCGACAGUCAAAGGCAGACAUUUUCAUCUUCAGGAACGCUAAAAUGGGAUUUCAUAAACAGAUGAAUACAUGAAUGAAUAAAGACAUAGCCUGUGAUCACAGCGCUCCCCACAGAGGGAACACACUGACUGUCCAGUACUGGUGAGCAACCCUGUUGAACUGUUUGUACACUGUGUAAGUUCAUUUUAUUUGUUUUUGUAAGUUGCUUGGCUUCGGGCUGAAUCAUAAUGCAAUAAAUACCUCUCUGUUGACA